Messenger RNA from Patiria miniata (bat star), 2018 nucleotides. It is a transcript of the gene mrpl44, whose product is annotated as 39S ribosomal protein L44, mitochondrial-like. Gene Ontology annotation, molecular function: double-stranded RNA binding; ribonuclease III activity. The coding region runs from base 156 to 1175 and encodes 339 amino acids. The transcript is spliced from 10 exons. Gene Ontology annotation, cellular component: nucleus. Lineage: Eukaryota; Metazoa; Echinodermata; Asteroidea; Valvatida; Asterinidae. Gene Ontology annotation, biological process: regulation of gene expression; primary miRNA processing; rRNA processing. The record is from RefSeq and is a predicted model, not a curated record.
GACCAUGAGCGGUCAAACUUGUUUUAGGCGGGACAUUUACCGGUUUUGACUGGUACUUUUGUGGGCCUGUGCGUCAAAAGGAAACUCGACCUUGACUUGUGACACAAUAUGGACACUUUGCUGGCUGCUGUCGGAAGUAACGACAUUAACGACGAAUGUUGGUCGCCUACUGCUGUAGUCCCGAAUGUUUUCACCUUUUCUCGUCCGUAUCAGAUGUGAGGCACCAUGCACGCUGGUUUGCACCAUUCCUGUUUGCUCUUCGGAGGCAAGUCCAAGCCAUUCAACACAAGUACGGUCCGGAAGAAAAGAAACCCAGAUCACAUCAAGAAAACUGGGACUAUGACAGCGAACUGUACGCGUUUGGCAAGCGCGUAGGGGAGGAUUUCACAGACGCCACACUACGCACGGCCCUGACUGACAAAAGUUACGUGGAGAGGGAGGAAGCGAGGAGAAAAGAGAUGGGGUUGGAGGGCGAGGCAGCGAAACUUGACAUUCAGGAUAACCAAGAACUGGCCCAAACCGGUGGUGUUUUUAUCUCCGAUUACAUCAAAGCUUACUUGAGGCAUGUCUACCGUCAACUCCCUGAGGAAGGAAUUGGUGCAAUCUGUGAGCAUUUAACAAGACAGGAGCUUCUUGUUUACAUUGGCAGACAUCUUGGGGUGACCGACAUCAUCCUCUGCGCAGAUUUCCCCAUCCCGCAUGAAGUCGCAAGCACUGCUCUGCAGGCCAUCGUAGGAGCCAUCGUACAAGACACAGGUGCCCAGAAAGCCGGCCUGUUUGUCCGCGACUUCAUCUUGUCCCAUCUGGUAGAUAAAGACAUCAAUGAGCUGUGGCCUAUCACUAAUCCGAUGGGGCUGCUGGUGGAGAUACUUGAAAGGGAAGGAAGGGCUUUGCCUGAAGCAAGGCUACUUCGGCAAGUGGGCACUUCUACUAUAAUGCCUCUUUAUAUGGUCGGUGUUUACAGCGACAAAAAGCUACUUGGAUGGGGCCCGGGCGAGACGCUAGCCAUAGCCGAGGAAGAAGCGGCAAGAGUGGCCCUCAAGCACGUCUUUGGUACCACAGAGAACAGCCCCCCAUUGCCACUGGAUCCGGUGAAAUGCAAGCAUUUGAAUACCACAGUCGCUGAGGAGGUUCAGAGGACACGGCUAGGCAAUCAGGCUGCGGUUUCCAGCUGAAGAAUUAGGCUAAAAAAUAGUGUGACUUCUGUGGCUCAUCAUGGACAGUUCACCAGUCAAGCCACAAUUUCCAGAUGAACAACUGUAAAGAGACUUCCUGUUGCUCAAUAUGGACAGUUAAGCAUUCAAGAGAAGGUUCAGGGGAGGACCAUUUUAUAAUAGUCGACUAGUGUUUGAUUUGUAACGUAACGUACGGCUGCAUAUUAAGAGUAACAUCCAAACGCCUCCAAUCUACGAUGGGCAAAACGCCAUCACAGAACGUCUUGGUCUUGGCUCCCUGCUGAGCAUUAUGACGAGCGUGGCUAUCAGUAAACAGCGAUGGAACCGUGCCUUGUGUCUGGUUCUAAAGAGUCGCCUGAAGUGGUCCAACCGUCCUUCGUCUGAUCCAAGUUAUUCAGACUGUAGUUAACGAAAUUAUAGUCCUUGCCUAAAAUUGAUCUGAGCUGCAUUGUUUAGACGAAGACAUAGACAAAAAAAUUGGCUCAGCACUGAGACACCCACGCUACCUUUUUCGUAUAUUUUUUGUUCCUCAAAGACCAGCAUUUCCAAAAAGUUUAUUGUUAAAAAGUGAAUUGUUAAUAUUUAGUCAAAUGUGUUCAUAUGCAAGAGCACCGUCAUUCAUAUUGGUGUUGGGGUUCAUCCAUCAUUAGUAAUAUUUUAAAGUGUCCUUACAACGCUUUAAGGAUGGGGUGAAACGUUAUGUACACUUUUAAAAGUAAAAAAAAAAAUGUAUUUUCCCUACAAAUUGCAAGUGCUAGUUUGGGGCCCAUUCAAUACUGCAGGUAUAAAGAAAAAGAAUUUUCAAGACCAAAAUGGCAGCACCAAAAUUUAGUGGGGGGGGGG